This is a messenger RNA of Larimichthys crocea (large yellow croaker), 4226 nucleotides long. It is a transcript of the gene raver1, whose product is annotated as ribonucleoprotein, PTB-binding 1. The transcript has 15 exons. Gene Ontology annotation, cellular component: nucleus. Gene Ontology annotation, molecular function: mRNA binding. The record is from RefSeq and is a predicted model, not a curated record. NCBI's taxonomy places the organism in Eukaryota, Metazoa, Chordata, Actinopteri, Sciaenidae. Bases 116 to 2413 code for a protein of 765 amino acids.
AACGCGUCCUACUCUCCACCAAUGAGAAGCGGCGCUGGGGCCAUGUGUGUAUUGUUUAAACUGCUCAAAUCUGACUGAGUCUCCAGACCGACAAAACUUCCACCAAACAAGAGUGAUGGCGGCCGCUGUGUCUGUUAGUACAGCUGCCAGAGAUGAAAGCACAGACACAGGACUCAGUUUCGCCUCUCGUCCGCUUCACGAAAACUACGACCUCGCCGCGGAGCACGAAAACUGGAUUCCCGGAGACCGCCGACAACCCAAGCCCGAAACGGGCGAGGAGGACUCGGCGUCUGAACGCGAGUGUCAGCGGAGGGUCGACGAGGACCUGACAUCGCUGAGCCUAGAAGAGAUUGAGAGCCGCCUGGAGAGAACUCGCCGGGAGUUUUACAACCGUAGAAAAAUCAUCAUAAAAAACCUGCCCUCCGACGUUAGCAAUCAGGAGGUCCAUGAGCUGUUGGGAAACUAUGACUUGAAGUACUGCUUUGUCGACAAAUACAAGGGCACAGCAUUUGUGACACUGCUAAAUGGGGAACAAGCGCAGAGUGCCAUCAAAGACUUCCACCAGCAUGUGCUACGGGACAGGGAGAUCUCCGUACAGCUGCAGCCAACAGAUGCUCUGCUAUGCAUCGCCAACUUGCCCUGUGCUUUCACCCAGCAGCAGUUUGAGGAGUUGGUGCGACCCUUUGGUAACCUGGAGCGCUGCUUUCUGGUGUACAGCGCCUCCACGGGGCAUUCUAAGGGCUAUGGCUUUGUCGAGUACAUGAAGAAGGACUCUGCAGCUCGGGCCAAGUCAGAGCUAUUGGGAAAGCAGCUGGGUUCCCGCAUGCUUUAUGUCCACUGGACUGAGGUGGGCUCCCUCACAUACCCGCAGCUGCACUCUAAAUGCCUGUGCGUGGACCGCCUGCCCCCAAGGCUCCUGACAGCCCAAGACCUACGCAACGCCCUGGCUGAUACCCACGCACCGGCCUUCUGCCAGUUGGCUCAAGGACAAGAUGGAAGCUUUCGCCGGUUUGCCGUGUUGGAGUUUGCCACAGCUGAAAUGGCUGAGGAGGCACAGCGACUGACUGAUGGGAGGCUACUGGGUGGGACGCACAUCAGGGUGUCCUUCUGUGCCCCUGGCCUUCCUGGAAGAAGCAUGCUGGCUGCCCUGAUUGCUGCCCAAACCAUGGCUGUGAAUAGGGGUAAAGGUCUCCUCCCUGAUCCUACAGCCAUGCAGAUACUGACGGGCCUCAAUAACCCUGCCACGCUCAAGAUGCUGCUCAACCCACUGUCACAGGGACACAAACAAGGCCUCCUCGGGGCAGCUCCUACGAUGCCCCUGCUGGCCAACCCUGCCGUCUCCGCUGCCCUACUCCAGAUACUCCUUCAGAACCAGGCCAAGGCCCAGCAGCAGGCAUUUCUGGGAAAUCAUCUUCUCUGGGCUCAGGUGCUGCACAAUAAGGAAAAUCCUCUAGUGCCUUGUCAGGCAGGACUCAUCGGGGAGAAUCCUCUGGCUGCUCUGCCUGUCCAGCAGGGAGUCCAUCUGCUUGGAGACCUGCCCCAAGGUGGUGUAGUCCCAGGUCUUGGUCUCCAGACAGAUCCUCUAAACCCCCUGAAGCCAAUGCCACUUGGCAGAGCCCUGGCAAGGGAGCAGGAGUCACCCACAGCAGCAUGCAACUUCCCCCAGACUUCCUCUCCCACUCUGCAAGGCAUCUCCAUGCCCCUGAUGGGUGGCAUGAUGGGAGCAGAUGGUCUCACAGCACAAGGGGUUUCCAUACUAGGAGAUCCUCCCAAAGAUGUGAACCAUCCCCAGAGUGCCUUCCUCAGCGUCAACAAUGUUUUUCCCUCAGGAGGAAGCUGCAGACCUCAUCCCUAUAGGAAGAGGCUAGGAAGUAAUGUGUCCAACCAGCACACACGCCAGAGCAUACAACCAAACUACAACCUGCGCUACCAAGAUUCUUACAGCCCCGACUAUCCUCCACUACACCAGGAUCCCCUGGCCCAUUUGUAUGAACAGCAGGAGAACCUUGAUCUCGGGGCCUUGGCAGGAUUUGGUCAGCAGCUCUCUCGUCACUCUGACUACAGUGAGAGGUUUUCCCAGUACGGUUAUCCUCCCAGCCCACCCCUGUCCUACUUCAGCUCUGGGACUGAGGCCUCCUGUAACAGUAGCCUUCCAGCCACUCAGCUCAACAGGGCUGUGGGAAUGCCUCCUAUGAGUCGCACUGCCAACUACCCUCCAGGCCUGGGGAACGUUGUAAAGACUCCCAUUGGUAGCCACAAGCGCGCUUUCUCCCGCCUCAUCCCAUCUCCGGAGCCAAGCCCUGAGGGCAGCUAUGUGGGCCAGCACUCCCAGGGCCUCGGUGGCCAUUAUGCAGACUCGUACCUUAAGCAAAGGCGUAUUUUUCUAAAUACAGCUGAAUGCUUCUUGCUGUAACAGCCAGGACCCAACGGCCAUUUCCUCUGGUCUCCUCCAGUAAACUUGAGCUUGGUGGUGCUUGUCUCCUGUGUACUCCUGGAGUGGCCCCUGGAGGGUGCCGAGGAGUGCAGCCUAUUGCCAUGGACAUUGUAUCACUCUAUGGGAAUUCUUGGUGGUUGUUUUGUGUUUUUGUUUUUUUCUUUUGUGUGUAUGAUUUUAGUGUGUUGGUAAAUUAAGUUUUUACUUUUUUUUUUUUCUUUUAAUUUGAAUUUUAAUUUCCUGUUGAAAAACUUGUACAGUGAGGAAAAAAAAUGGUUAAUUAGCUAAUGAAGUCUUUUCUCUUGCAUUUUUUUUUUUUAAUUCCUGCGUUGAGUGUAGUGUAACAGCAGAGCUCCAGAUAGUUUGGCCAGUUUUCGAUGGCAGCCAUAGGCUGCUUUUUAUGUUUUGACAUCUCACUAAGGUGAUGCUGUCCACAAUAUGAAGCAAAGGGACUUGCAUAGUAUUAAAAACAAGCUUUACUUCAAAGGCUCUACUUUUUUUUUUAAAUGGCCUUAAUUCCAUGUAAAAAGUUUAGUAGUUUGUUUGAGAUGGUGUUUUUGUGUUGUGGUAUUUUUUUUUGUUUUCCCCUUUCUUCCACAGGGUUGUAUAUUUUGCUGUAUGAUUCAAGUUCUGGAUCAGGCCUCUCCUGAUUGGGUGACAUUCAGCUUUCCAUCCACCAAUGACAGCUGUAUGUACCCGUCUGUGUAUUAUGACAGUGAAGCUUUUCACCACGCUGGCAUAUUUUUUUUGUUUUUUUUCCAAGCCUUAACUGUUCCACAUCGUUCGUCUUUUGAUCAACACCCUCCAACUUGUUUACGGAGUCUGUUCUCUGCACUGGUUGUUGAGUGAUGCACUUGAAGGGCACAGGUCACAGCCCAAAUCUGUUCUCACCUCCACAAGAUGCCAUUCUCAAGUCUCCCCUCACUCAUAUGUCCAUGUCCGUGUCCAUGAGUUGAAUAAUUUGUGUUUACGUAAAGUUCUGUGUAUAUUUUGAAUGUCUUAAAGUCCAAACACCGCACCUCGAUGAUUGAGUUGAGUUGGGUGGGGUGGUGGACAUGCGCUAUGUGUCAUCUCAAGCUGCAGAUGGUGAAUACAGGAACAUUAACCAUCUCUCCUGAGCGAGAUGCUUGACUCUCAGUUGAAUUUGCUUCUUUAGAUGAAUAGAUGGCAGCUGGAAUGACGGACACGGACGUGUUUAAAGUUUUCCAGUGGGGGGUGGGGUACUAAUGGAAGCUACUUGCAGAUCAUUGGUCAGUGACAUGAUUGUCAUUGUUUUUUCUUUCAAAUUUUUUUUGUUUAAAUAAUUAUCUAGUUGACAGUUUGAUUGUGAAAACUCAUUACCUCUGACUUCUGCUAGGAAAUGCAGCUGCACUUGAGCCUUAACAGUGUUUUCUGUGAUAUCAUCCUGCCCUGUGUUGGCUUCCAUCUACAUUUAACUUUUCUGUGUUAUUUGCUGUGUAAAUAGUUAAGCGUGAUCAUUUUCCUGAGUCCAAAACAUUUUUUUUUUCUUCUCUCUUUUUAAUGAUACCUGCCUCUGGUCUGGUGUUUUGAAUGAAUUUGCUGCUUCUCCUGUUUUUUUUGUCGUUUGCCUGUCUGUUUGAAAGCUGAUGUGACCAAGAGUGGCGCGCCACAGCAGACUGCUCAUGUUGUGUAUGGACCAAGAUGCAGCUGUACUUUAUGACCAUCAUCCAUUCUGACUGAUCUGAAUCUAUUUUCUCACCUGUACCGCCAUUGGCCAUUUGUCUCUGUAUGUGUGGGUGACGUGAGAAAGUAAAUGUUAUUUAAAGUCAAA